AUGAAAAAGCACCGCCACAACGCAGCCCGACAAUGGAAAGCGGCGAAGAAUCAUAAUAAUAACAAUGACAACAAUAUGAGAUGCUAUAAAGAGCUGCUCUAUUGUGCUGGCUCGGUUCAGAAGGGUCGCGCGAGAUCGAUACUUGGCGGAUUGUCUGUGGAUUCCGUGCGUGAGCCUUUGUGGGGCGGCCACGGUCUGGGCGAUCAGCGCCGCGUCUAA
Messenger RNA from Leptosia nina, 219 nucleotides. Lineage: Eukaryota; Metazoa; Arthropoda; Insecta; Lepidoptera; Pieridae. The record is from the annotation of a GenBank genome assembly.